CACUGCUCCGGUUGGAGCAUGCUCUGCAACACUUCACAAGCGAAAGACACGCUCUUACUGACCCGACGAGAUGGUCUGCCGUUGAUCGCGGGGGGAGAGCAGCGUGUGCCCAUGACUCAUGCCGACCCCACUGAUAAAGUAUUUUGCCCAGCCUGCAGCGAGAAUGAUCAAACACAAAUUAAUAAAUACAACAACACAUGCGAAUCUGUUGUGCUGGGCACCAUCAAGCAACAUAUGAAGGAAGUGCUGCCGAUUGGGCUGUCCAUUACAGGCCUUGCGCUCAUUGGGAUGGCCGUGACAUGCCUGCUACAAUGCGAGACAAAUCGCGACGAGUAUUAUGGCGUGCGUUACUACCGCAUGUAG
Messenger RNA from Trypanosoma rangeli, 363 nucleotides. RefSeq lists its product as uncharacterized. The transcript has a single exon. The annotation marks the transcript as partial. The record is from RefSeq and is a predicted model, not a curated record. NCBI's taxonomy places the organism in Eukaryota, Euglenozoa, Kinetoplastea, Trypanosomatida, Trypanosomatidae.